CAACUUCAAAAGAACACCGUCACCAAUACAAAUGGAGCAGGUCUCCGGUGGUCACCACAGAAUUGUGCAAGAAAACGAGGUACUGAGAUAUGCCGACGACGGGGCGGCAAUAUUUCCACAAAGAGAUGCGAUUCUAGUGGGGAUAUAUAAUAUAUAAACAUAUUUUCCUUUUCGUACGAUCAUUUGGUAUUACCACCGUUGACGAAGGAAGCCGAAAACAGUGGAAGAAACGUACACGAGAGAAGCAGACUUAAGACACCGAGGACAGACCAUUUCAAGAUGGACGACGCAAUGAACGGAGGCAAUUUCAAGCACUACAACACCGAACCUCCCACAUCAAAACUGGUGUUGCCCCUUUUCUCCUUGAAAGGCAAGACCGCCAUCAUCAGUGGUGCCGGAGCAGGUAUCGGACUCGCUGUUGCUCGCGGAUACGCCGAAGCUGGCGCCAACGUUGCUAUAUGGUAUCACAGCAAUAAAAAGGCCCUCGAACGAGCUGCCGAUAUCGAAAAGCAAUUUGGAGUCAAGUGCAGAGCAUAUCAAGUCGAUGUCAGGGAUGCUAAGGCUGUGGACGAGGCAAUUGUAUCUCAAGUUAAGGAAUUUAACAAUCGACUGGACAUCUUCGUCGCCAACGCCGGUAUUCCUUGGACUCAAGGCUCCUCAAUCGGCGGUGAACUUGAGCAUUAUCAGAAUGUCGUGAAAAUCGAUAUUGAUGGCGUCUUCUACUGUGCAAGAACCGUCGGAAGGAUAUGGCGGGAGCAGAAGAAGAACAAGCUGGAGCACUUCAGCUAUGGCAAAUUCAUAGCGACUGCCAGUAUGAGCGGUCAUAUUGCCAACAUCCCCCAGCUGCAGACUGCUUACAAUGCCGCCAAAGCCGCUGUCAAGCACAUGUGCCAGAGUCUUUCCAUUGAAUGGGUACAGUUUGCUCGUGCCAACAGCAUCAGUCCUGGCUACAUCGCCACAGAGAUCAGCAACUUUGUUCCACCUGAAACGAAGAAUAUCUGGCGGGAUAAAAUUCCCAUGGGUCGUGAGGGUGAGCCGAUUGAGCUGGUUGGCGCAUACUUGUAUCUUGCAAGUGAUGCCAGUUCGUACACGACUGGCACAGACAUAAUUGUCGAUGGUGGAUAUUGUGCCCCGUAGAUGGAUUUUGCUGCUAUUGCGAGAACAAAAUGGAUUUCGUUCAUAGGGCGUAAUCUCUUCUUCUCAAUCCUCUUAUCCAC
This is a messenger RNA of Exophiala viscosa, 1217 nucleotides long. RefSeq names its product carbonyl reductase. The coding region runs from base 280 to 1137 and encodes 285 amino acids. Gene Ontology annotation, cellular component: intracellular anatomical structure. The transcript has 3 exons. NCBI's taxonomy places the organism in Eukaryota, Fungi, Ascomycota, Eurotiomycetes, Chaetothyriales, Herpotrichiellaceae. The record is from RefSeq and is a predicted model, not a curated record. Gene Ontology annotation, molecular function: oxidoreductase activity, acting on NAD(P)H, oxygen as acceptor.